This is a messenger RNA of Bufo bufo (common toad), 1323 nucleotides long. RefSeq lists its product as uncharacterized. The record is from RefSeq and is a predicted model, not a curated record. Bases 301 to 1101 code for a protein of 266 amino acids. Gene Ontology annotation, molecular function: protein dimerization activity. The transcript has a single exon. NCBI's taxonomy places the organism in Eukaryota, Metazoa, Chordata, Amphibia, Anura, Bufonidae.
GUGUUCUUUGCCUCAUCCACCCAACGGUGGCAAGUACUCAAGGAGCACGUUACAAAUCUAACUUUAAAACCACUCUCCGAAACCAGAUGGGAAAGCAGAGUUGCAGCAAUUAAACCCUUGCGAUAUUUCCUACCUGAGGUAUUUGAUGCACUGUAUGACAUCUCAGAUGAUGACAACAGGGACAUUAACACUAAACAUCAAGCUCAAUCCUUGGCAACGAAAAUAAAAUCAUUCAAAUUCAUCUGUUCCAUUGUCAUUUGGUAUGAAUUAUUAUCAAAGGUGAAUGUGAUCAGCAAAAUAAUGCAGCAAACAACAUCAAACCUAUCAGGCUGUGUACAGGAACUGGAGAAGUUGAUCAAGCACUUGGUGGAAUACAGGUCUGAUGAAGGCUUUGAGAAUGCGCUAGCUGAUGCCAAAGGAAUAGCUGAAAAGCUUGAUUGUGAAGCAAAAUUUCCUGAUGCAUUUACAAUUAGACCUCGACGGAAAAAGAAGAUUUUUGACUAUGAACAUGAAGAUGAGUCUCUUGCAGACCCUACACAAUAUUUUAAAGUGAAUUUUUUCUUUGCCGUUUUGGACACAUCCAUCCAGUCCAUAAAUGAGAGAUUCACAUUACUUCAGAGCCACUGUGACACAUUUGCAUUUUUAUAUGAAAUCCCAAAACUUGGGAUGGACAAAAAGGAUAUAUUGAAGUGUUCCAUGGAUCUGCAAAACAAAUUAACUGACAGCCAGUUAUCCCACUCUGACAUUAAUGGAAUAGAUCUUUGUGAUGAACUGGACACCAUUCGACCUUUUCUAACCCAGGAGAUGACAGUCACCAACAUCUUGCAGUAUCUAGUGGAGAAUAACUUGACCAACACAUUCCCAAACCUUUCUGUUUCACUGAGAAUAUUGAUGACACUUCCUGUAAGUGUAGCUGCUGGGGAACGUUCAUUUUCCAAACUAAAGCUGAUAAAAAAUUAUCUCCGUUCCACGAUGUCCCAGGCAAGACUUACCAACUUAUCCAUUAUAUCCAUUGAAAAAUCCUUCUGCGAAGACUUGGAUAUAGAUGAUGUGAUUAGAAAUUUUGCUGUUGCCAAGGCUCGAAGAGUUCGUUUUGUUUGAUUAAAUAAUCAAUGUGUACACACUGCAUGCAUCCUUUCCUAGUGUCUCACAACUAGAAGAUAAUGUACCAACAUUUUUUGGGAGACUGCAGAUGUGUGUUUUCAAUAUUUAGUUGGGCUUGGAUGUUUUUCUUAAGAAAAGGCGUGCCACUCUACCCCAUAGCCCAGGCAUUUGAAGAAUACUGGAGAUUGUUGUCACAUGUACCACCUUACAGCCAGCACU